CACGUGUGAUACACAAUGGGUCGUUCUGAAGAGCUCAGUGAUAGCGCGGUGCUGUGAUAGGACGCCACCUCUGCAAUAAGACGAUGUACGUCGGCUCGUUUGCAGUGAAGGAAGCGGACUACCGGAGGAGAGUAUGGAUUAUAGAGGAGCAGAUGCGCUUCCUGAAGGACCAGUCCCGGCGAAAAGCUGUGAUCCUGAAGUUCUGUCUCCAGGGAGUGAAGAUGUAUGACGCCGAAGGAGAGACACUGUUAAUGGCUCAUGCGCUGAGACGUAUUCAGUAUACCACUUGCAGACCUGAGGACCACCAAUUUGCCUUUGUGUCACGUAACCCACACAGACCGGCCAACCAACUUUUCUGCCACCUUUUUGUGGGCAGUGAGGCUCAGUGUUUGAACCUGUUGCUGUGCCGCUCCUUCCAGCUUCAGUACCUCAUUACACACCCAGAGGCAUCGGUGAGCACAGGCGCCAAGGUGCAGAGAAGGGGACCAUGCGCUGGGAUUGUGAGGGCGCCCCUGGAUCCCGAUGAGGUGUCCCAGAACGUGAAUGCCUUGGUGUCUUUCAGACGACUGCCGAUGGUCGGAGAGGUGACGUGCACCAGCAACCAAAGCGAAGCAUCGAAUGGAGACAAUGUCCCCAGGAGCUUAUCAUUAGAAUCUCCAUACUGCUCUCCCACCCUGGUACGUAAGAAAGCAAUUCGCAGCAAGGUCCUUCGCUCCGGAGCCUAUCGCUGCCCAAACUACAAGGCCCAGCUCCAGGAAACAGGCAGAACUGGGGCAGCAGGUAUUGACACAAGUCUCGCCCUACUGAAAGAGGAUCGUAUGGGAGCCUUCCUAUUCCAGGGAGAUCUGCGGAGUGCGGGAGAGGUUACGCUGUUCAUGAGCACGCAGUGCGGAGUAAUCCCUUACCGGGUGUACAGAACCCCCCAGGACAAGUACUGCCUCCAGAACCUCGCAAAGGAAUUUCCCAGCCUCGCGGCUUUGGUAGACCACCAUUCUGGCACAGACGGCAGCCUCUUCUUCCAGCUGGCUCACGGACGAGUUAAUCCAUGUUAUGAAGCGCAGGACACUGAGACCAGUGAGCAGAAGCCAGAGGGGCCUGUACAGACAGACGCAGCCACAUAAUGCAGGACUUUCUGUAUAUUACCGUGUGUCAUCCUAGUCAUACAGUCCUAGGUACAGACAGACGCAGCCACAUAAUGCAGGACUUUCUGUAUAUUACAGUGUGUCAGACCCGGCUCCUAGUCAUACAGUCCUAGGUACAGACAGACGCAGCCACAUAAUGCAGGACUUUCUGUAUAUUACAGUGUGUCAGA
Pseudophryne corroboree (corroboree frog) is the source of this 1312-nucleotide messenger RNA. RefSeq names its product SH2 domain containing 5 (gene SH2D5). Gene Ontology annotation, cellular component: postsynaptic density. Lineage: Eukaryota; Metazoa; Chordata; Amphibia; Anura; Myobatrachidae. The coding region runs from base 84 to 1121 and encodes 345 amino acids. The transcript has 8 exons. The record is from RefSeq and is a predicted model, not a curated record.